AUGUUUGGAAAUAAAAAGCACACACUACCGCCGAGGCCAAAGCCUCCUGGGGUAGAUGAACUCUUGGAGGAUCUAGAUAAUUCAAGAAAUAAGGAUGAUGUGGCAUUUAAACUUUUGGCUAGAGAGUCAGCAUACCACGACAGUCCUGAAUCAUUAGAAAUGAAUGAACUCAACAAUGUUUAUGAAAAAGUUAAGACUUACCUUGAUGUCCAUAAAAAAUUACAAGUGGUAAAAGAUUCUAUAAGUGAUAGCGGAGAACAGUUAGAGACCAGUGUUAACGAUAUGUUAAAAAAAACCGAAGAAAUCAAAGUGCAAGCUCAAGCAGCUUUAAUUCAAUGAAACUAUACUUAUUUCUUGUCAAUAAA
This is a messenger RNA of Copidosoma floridanum, 365 nucleotides long. RefSeq lists its product as uncharacterized. The record is from RefSeq and is a predicted model, not a curated record. NCBI's taxonomy places the organism in Eukaryota, Metazoa, Arthropoda, Insecta, Hymenoptera, Encyrtidae.